This is a messenger RNA of Ilex paraguariensis (yerba mate), 3015 nucleotides long. NCBI's taxonomy places the organism in Eukaryota, Viridiplantae, Streptophyta, Magnoliopsida, Aquifoliales, Aquifoliaceae. The record is from the annotation of a GenBank genome assembly.
AACCAAACACCGGCCCGAGAACCUCACCGGAAAUUCAAAAAACAUCUGUUAGUUUUACCCCCACCAUUUUCCCGGGAAAUAAACACCCCGUUUCUCUCUCCUUCGUAACUCCGGUGACCUGAACUUUAUGAAAUAACCAAAAUGACCCCACCUUUUCCAAAAACCACUCUCCUUUUUCUUCCUCUUCUUCUCGGUCUCCUACCCUCAAAUGUAAAUUCCCAAUUUUCCACCGCCGAACGGACAAUCCUACUGAACCUUAAAGAGCAGUGGGGUAACCCACCAUUGAUCCAGUCAUGGAACUCCACAUCCUCACCGUGCAUUUGGCCGGAGAUUCGAUGUUCCGGCAACGGCACGGUCACCAGAAUAAUCCUCCCAGAAAAAAACAUCAACGGAAAAAUCCCAAAGUCCAUCUGUGACCUCGAAAACCUCUCUUUCCUCGACCUCAGCCUCAAUUACAUUCCCGGAAACUUCCCUACAGUUCUGUACAGUUGCUCAAAGCUUCAACACUUGGACCUCUCUCAGAACUACUUUGUGGGUCCUAUUCCGGCUGAUAUUGACCGGCUCCCAGCUCUUCAGUACCUGAAUCUAGGCGCCAACAACUUCACCGGUAACGUCCCACCGACGAUCGGGAAUUUGCCGGAGUUGCAGACUCUGUACUUGUUCCAAAACUUGUUGAAUGGCACUUUUCCGGAGGAAAUCGGAAAUUUAUCCAAUCUUGAAGAACUGGGUAUGGCUUAUAAUGAGUUUAUACCCAUGGAAAUACCGCCGGCGUUCGGAAAGAUGAAGAAAUUGACGUAUAUGUGGAUGGCGGCGACGAAUUUGGUGGGCGCUAUACCGGAAAGUUUGGUGAAUCUUACGAGUCUUGAGCACUUGGAUCUGUCUAUGAACAACUUGCAGGGAAGAAUUCCAAGUGGGUUGUUCCUGCUGAAGAAUCUAAGUAUUGUAAUUUUGUACAGUAACAGAUUGACUGGUGAAAUUCCGUCAGUGAUCGAGUCACUGAAUUUGACCCAGAUUGAUAUUUCAAUGAACAAUUUGACAGGAACAAUACCGGAGGCAAUCGGAAAGUUACAGCAAUUGGAGCUUUUGAAUCUAUUUUCAAAUCAGUUUUUUGGGCAAAUCCCACCAAAUAUAGGCCUAAUUCCAACCCUGAAAAACUUUCGGGUUUUCAGAAAUAAACUGAGUGGAGACUUACCAGCUGAAUUAGGCCUUCAUUCGAAGCUUGAAGCAUUUGAGGUCUCCGAAAAUGGGUUCACCGGACAAUUACCGGCAAACAUAUGCGCCGGAGGGACUUUGUUUGGUUUAGUUGCUUUCUCCAAUAACCUCACCGGAGAAGUUCCAAAAUCACUUGGCAAUUGUGAUAGUCUCCGCACAGUUCAGCUCUAUAACAACAAUUUUUUCGGCGACGUUCCUUCCGGCGUUUGGACAUCGCUGAAUUUGACAAGCUUAAUGCUGAGUCAUAACUCGUUUUCCGGCGAACUUCCGAGCAAAGUAGCAUGGAAUUUGUCGAGAUUGGAGCUCAGUAACAACAAUUUUUCAGGUCAAAUUCCGACUGGCGUAUCUUCUUGGACGAGUCUGAUGGUAUUGAAGGCCAGCAACAAUCUGUUUUCGGGUUCGAUUCCGGUGGAACUGACCAGUCUUUCUCAGCUUAUCACUCUCAUGUUUGAUGACUACCGGAGGAAGAAACACAGACGAGACAUCGCGACUUGGAAAUUAACCUCGUUCCAAAGAUUGGAUUUCACGGAGGUGAACAUUUUAUCAAGUUUGACAGAGAAUAACAUGAUCGGAAGUGGCGGAUCCGGCAAGGUAUAUCGAAUUUCCGUCAACCGAUCCGGCGAAUACGUCGCUGUUAAGAGGAUUUGGAGCAACAGAAAACUGGAUCACACCCUAGAGAAAGAAUUUCUAGCAGAAAUUGAAAUUCUAGGUACGAUUCGACACUCGAACAUAGUGAAAUUGAUGUGCUGCAUUUCGAGUGAAGAUUCAAAGCUUCUAGUGUAUGAAUUCAUGGAAAAUCAGAGUCUCGACCGGUGGCUACAUGGGAAGAAGAGGAAGAUGUCGUCGCUGGUGAAUAGUUCCGACCAUCGUGUUGCUUUGGAUUGGCCGACGAGGCUGCGAAUUGCCAUCGGAGCUGCACAAGGGCUUGCUUAUAUGCACCAUGACUGCUUUCCUCCAAUCAUUCAUCGAGACGUGAAGUCUAGCAACAUACUGUUGGAUUCGGAGUUCAAGGCGAGAAUUGCUGAUUUUGGUUUGGCCAAGAUUUUGGUGAAGCAGGGCGAGCCUAACACCAUGUCUGCCAUUGCUGGCUCCUUUGGUUAUCUUGCUCCAGAGUAUGCUUACACAACAAAAGUGAAUGAGAAGAUAGAUGUCUACAGCUUUGGAGUUGUGCUCUUGGAACUAGUGACUGGAAGGGAAGCCAAUGAUGGAGAUGAGCACACAAGCCUAGCAGAAUGGGCAUGGAAGCACUAUGGAGAGGACAAGCUCACAACUGAUGCAUUAGAUGAGGAGAUCAAGGAACCACGUCACUUAGAAGAAAUGACCACUGUUUUCAAACUGGGUCUCAUUUGUACUAGCACAUUGUCAUCUAAUAGGCCUUCCAUGAAGGAAGUUUUGCAGAUUCUUCAUCGUUGCAAUCUUGUGGAGGGUGAUGAAGGGAAAAAGGCGGGACACGAGUACGAUGUUGCUCCACUCCUCAGCGGUGAUGGUGAUAAGUAUCUAUACAGCUACAGGCGUACUAGUAAGGUCUCACAUGGAGAUGACGAUAAUUUGAUUCGCCUCGUGUGAUGUUCUGGCUAGUCAUGAAGCCAUGGUGUUGAUCUGCAAAUGCAAGGCCAAAAAUAACUUGUGCAAGCUCGAAGAAAUCGAGUCCACCCUGCGCUGUGAAGGCUUUACCUUAUAAAAGAAAUGUAAUAUCUGAGUUACUUUUAUGGUACCCGAAUGAAAUAAUAGAAUCCAUCGUCAUUCAUUUUACACAAUAUCUGUUUUAGGGAAAAUCUCACUUUGCCCCCCUAAAAGAUAACA